This is a messenger RNA of Charadrius vociferus (killdeer), 1263 nucleotides long. RefSeq names its product F-box and leucine-rich repeat protein 17 (gene FBXL17). Lineage: Eukaryota; Metazoa; Chordata; Aves; Charadriiformes; Charadriidae. The coding region runs from base 1 to 1263 and encodes 420 amino acids. Gene Ontology annotation, cellular component: SCF ubiquitin ligase complex. The record is from RefSeq and is a predicted model, not a curated record. Gene Ontology annotation, biological process: SCF-dependent proteasomal ubiquitin-dependent protein catabolic process. The transcript has 9 exons. Gene Ontology annotation, molecular function: protein binding.
AUGGACUUCAGCAUCAAAAGCUGGGACACAGCCUUGUUGGCUGACCCAGAUUCGCUAAAUGAGUACCCUUGCUCAGUACGUAGUAGGGAAGUUGUCUGGGGGAGGGGACAGAAAAAGCCACUUGGUAUUGCGCUGGGCUUUGGAUUCCGGUUGAUAUUUUCCAACUUAUCCCUGAAUGAACGUUGCCUUUCAGCAUCAUUAGUCUGUAAAUAUUGGCGUGACCUCUGUUUAGAUUUUCAGUUUUGGAAGCAACUGGAUCUCAGUAGUCGUCAACAGGUCACUGAUGAGCUGUUGGAAAAGAUAGCAUCAAGAAGCCAGAAUAUUACUGAAAUCAAUAUUUCUGAUUGUCGCAAUGUAUCUGAUACAGGAGUAUGCAUAUUAGCAAUUAAAUGUCCUGGACUCCUGAGGUAUACUGCCUACAGGUGUAAACAGCUUUCUGACACCUCUAUCAUUGCAGUUGCCUCUCAGUGUCCUCUUCUUCAGAAGGUGCAUGUAGGCAAUCAAGACAGACUCACUGAUGAAGGCCUAAAGCAGCUGGGAUCAAAAUGCAGAGAACUGAAAGACAUUCAUUUUGGGCAAUGUUACAAGAUCUCAGAUGAAGGAAUGAUCAUUAUAGCUAAAGGCUGUCUGAAGUUGCAGAGAAUAUACAUGCAAGAAAACAAAUUAGUGACAGAUCAGUCAGUGAAAGCUUUUGCUGAACAUUGUCCUGAGCUGCAGUAUGUUGGUUUUAUGGGCUGCUCUGUUACAUCGAAAGGAGUCAUUCACCUUACUAAUCUAAGAAAUCUUUCCAGCUUGGAUCUACGUCAUAUCACAGAACUGGACAAUGAAACCGUGAUGGAAAUAGUAAAGAGAUGCAAAAACCUUAAUUCCCUCAAUCUGUGUCUGAACUGGAUCAUUAAUGACAGAUGUGUGGAGGUGAUUGCCAAAGAAGGCCGGAACCUGAAAGAGCUGUAUUUAGUAUCCUGUAAGAUCACUGACUAUGCUCUGAUAGCCAUUGGACGAUACAGCAUGACAAUAGAGACAGUGGAUGUUGGAUGGUGCAAAGAAAUCACAGACCAUGGAGCAACCCAAAUUGCACAAAGCAGCAAGUCUCUCAGAUAUUUAGGGCUGAUGAGAUGCGAUCAGGUGAAUGAAGCCACAGUGGAGCAGCUAGUGCAGCAGUAUCCACAUAUAACCUUCAGUACUGUACUACAAGAUUGCAAGAGGACAUUGGAACGGGCUUAUCAAAUGGGCUGGACACCCAAUAUGUCUACUGCCUCCUAA